Molecule: messenger RNA, 1809 nt
Organism: Rotaria sordida
Lineage: Eukaryota; Metazoa; Rotifera; Eurotatoria; Philodinida; Philodinidae
Source: the annotation of a GenBank genome assembly
AUGGAAAUAUUUAACAGUUUAUUUCGAUCAAAUAUUCAACAGUUUAUUUCAAUUGGAAUACUUAACAAAAAAAUCAUGUCGAAUUUCGAUGAUAAUGAUAUUCAUUGUGGUAUAUAUCGAACAAAUGAUCCAAUAAGUAACUUUAAAAUUCGUGUUAAAUUAGAACGUUUAACAUCUAAUUCAUUACUACCAAGUUUAGAACGACUAAAAAUUCGAGAAGAUUUAUCUCGUUUACUUGGUAAUGAUGGACAACCUAUUGAAAAACCAAAAGCUAGCAGAACUGAAAUAGCACAAGUAUUUGAUGAAACAAAAAACUCAGAAUAUGAAGAAGUUGUUAUUGGUUGGCAACAAAAACUUUUUAGUCGCUCCGAAUUUGAAAAAUAUGGAAGAAAUGUUGGACCACAUAGUACAGCAAUUAAACAAAAAUAUUUUGAUGCGAUACAAAAAAUGAAAGCUGAUAGCAAACAACCUGGAAGAAUAUUUACAUAUAUUGAAAGUGAUCCAUAUGGUUAUGAAAGACAUCUUGAUUAUUUCAUGACUGACUCACCAAAUGAACAACCAAGUCGAUUAGCAUUAGGAAUUGAUAAUGUUCGUAAACGUCAUGUCGUUCAAACAAAUUUUAAACAAAGUAAUAAACAAUAUUUACACAAAACGAAUCUUAUUAAUCAAAAACCAACAUUUGAUAUUAUUCGAACAAAUCAUUUCACUUCUCUACCAUAUCAAACAAUGUAUUUAAUGGCUGAUUUAAGUCAAACAAUUAAUACAACAACUGAUGUUUCACAAUCAACUGAUGAACAUGUUUUAUGUCGUAUAGAUGUUUAUUCAAAUGGUACAAUUAUAUUAGAACCAGAUUUUAAUAAUGGUAAAUUGGCUUAUUUGGUUGAAACAGGAAAAAUCGAUAGGGCAUUUUAUCAGUAUUACUUAGAACAUGCAUCAAUAUCAAUAACUAAUGAUUAUCUUAUUAAAGAAAGAAGAUUAAUGAAUGAAAUUUGUACAAGACAACAAAUAUAUCUAUCAAAUAUUGUUGGAAAUGAAUUUGAUAUACCACCACCAACUGUUCUUAAAUUAAAUGUAUUUGGUGAAAUUAUUAGUGGAAAAAAUUUCGAUUUUGAUAAUACUUAUGUUUAUUAUUGUUUAGAUUUAACUAAUAAUUGGUAUGUCGAAUCAUCAACGAUUUUAUCCGGUUAUACACAUACAGCAAGUGCAACAACGUCCAGUAAAUAUGAUGAUAUUGUUUAUUAUUCGCAUCCAUUCGAAUUUGAACUUUGGUAUAAACCACCACGUGUUUCAGCUGAUCAUGAACUUCCUCGAAUGCCAAAAAUUUAUUUUCAAAUUUCUUCAUUGGAUUCAUGGGGUCGUCAUCGAAUAGAAGGUUAUACAUACAUUGAUAUUCCAAGUAGUCCAGGAUUUUAUAAUGAACAUUUAUCAUGUUGGAGACCACGUGGCAAUUCAAUAUAUGAUGAACUUCGUCGUUUUUAUAUUGGUGGUUCACCUGAACUUGAAGAUAUUAGUUAUGUUGCUAUUCCAAAAUUAUUUGAAAGUGAACCAAAUAAUACAUUAUUAAGUCGUUUUGGUUUUCGUACUGUUUCAACAGGAGAAUUAAAUAUUCGACUCAAUGUUGUUUUUCAAUCACAAAGUCUUGCAAAAGAACACACAAAACAACGUAGUACCCAUACUGUCAGUCGUCAUGGUUUUGAUGCAUUUAUGUCAAAUAUUAAUGAUACUCUCUAUGAAUAUGACCAAGCAAAAAAACGUGCAUUGGAAGUUCGAGAAAAAACACGUCAAAAUUUUCAAAUGGAAACACUUUAA